GACGAUGUGGUAAACGCUUAUAUAAAACACAACAGAGAAGACUUCAUCACUUAUGCAUGGCUCCAAGGAGUCGUCUUGUGCUUGAUCAGCCCUUUUAUAAUCUUCGGUAACGCCUUUGUUAUUUACGCCGUAUGGAAAGACCCUUUUAAAAACUUGCAUAGCUGGCCUUCAAACUUGAUUCUUCAAUGCAUGGCAGUCGCUGAUUUACUCGCUGGAGUCGUUCUUGCCCCCAUGCAAGUGUAUUGGUUAUUUUCGCAAGCGGUAACGCAAACUUCAGCGAUAUUUGUUGGAACGUCACUGGCACACAUUUUUCUGCUUUCCAUUGAUAGACUAUUCGCAGUGAUGAGACCUUUGAGCUACAAAUUCGUCAUGAGUCGUGGAAGAAUAUCACUGGCGAUCUCUGUGCUUUGGUUGUACUUCAUUUGUUUCGGAAUCCUAAUGUCCUGCCUUCAAAACAGUAUUUUCAUUGUAACGAUCAUUUUCAUCGUGCAAAUGUUCGUUAUCUUGCAGAUAACCUUUUGU
Messenger RNA from Porites evermanni, 522 nucleotides. The record is from the annotation of a GenBank genome assembly. Lineage: Eukaryota; Metazoa; Cnidaria; Anthozoa; Scleractinia; Poritidae.